Messenger RNA from Corapipo altera (White-ruffed manakin), 1109 nucleotides. RefSeq names its product rhotekin-like. The transcript has 4 exons. The record is from RefSeq and is a predicted model, not a curated record. Gene Ontology annotation, cellular component: actomyosin contractile ring. The annotation marks the transcript as partial. Lineage: Eukaryota; Metazoa; Chordata; Aves; Passeriformes; Pipridae. Gene Ontology annotation, biological process: mitotic cytokinesis; actomyosin contractile ring assembly; septin ring organization.
GGACCGUGGGGUCCAAGCGCUGUGCCCGCCGCAGGACACGCGGGUGCGGGCGCAGCCGGGGGGGCGCGGGCAGCCCCCCGUGGUGGCCGUCACCAACCGGCUGGGGGGGGAGGAGGUGACCCACGCCCUGGUGGCCGAGAGCGCGGCCGAGGCCCAGCGCUGGCUCGAGGCCUUCGAGCAGCACCUCUGCGACUUGGGCCAGUGGAAGCAGUGCUGUGAGGAGCUGAUGCGGAUCGAGGAGCCCCCCCCGCGCCGCCCCCCGGCCCCGCUGCCCCCCCAGGGCUCCCUCUACCACCAGACGGCCCCGCCGGGCCCCCCCGGGCCCCCCCCCGGGCGAGGGGCUCCUGCUGCAGGAGAACGUCUCGGCCGAGAUCCGGGCGCUGCUCAGCUCCUACUACAGCGACAGCUAUUGACCCCUCAGACGACAUCGCGGCCGUGACCGACAUCCUGGCGCGGCACCGGGAGGGUCCCCGCCCGCCGGGCCCCCCCCCGUGGCUGUCGCUGUUCGAGGGGCCCCCCCCGCGCAGCCCCAGCCCCCCCCCGGCGGGGCCGCCCCCGCACCCUGUCCCUGGACGCCCGGCUCAGCACCCUCAAGGGCCGGGGGGGCCCCCCCAGGCCCCCCAACUCCAGCUCCUCCAGCAGCGGCAGCAGCAGCCCGGGACCCCCCCAGCGUGACCCCCCCAGGCCCCUCCAGUCCCGGGUCUGACCCCCAGCACCGGGGGGGGGGCAGGGGAUGGACCCCCCCCAUCCCCUGCAGGGGCCAAUGCCACAGGGGGCCUGGGGGGGUCUGGGGGCUCCCAGAUCCUUUUCUGGGGAGAAACUGGAAUUUCUGCCCCCUCUGUGCUGGGGGGGGACAGAGCUAAACUCCAAAAAGGGGGGGAAGGGGUGUUGCCCCCCCCCAGGGUGGGUGCUGGGGACCCCCCCACCGCGGGGUGGGUGCAGGGUCCCCCCAGGGUGGGUGCUCAGGGUCUAACCCGGGGGGGACACAAGGACCUCCCCCCCAGCUCUACUUUCCCUCACCUCUAACCUGGGGGGGGCAGCCCCCCCCCGGCAGGACACCCCCUUAUUAAUAAUGUGCAUUAAUAAUUUGCAUUAAAAUUUAUUUAACA